This is a messenger RNA of Cynocephalus volans (Philippine flying lemur), 1761 nucleotides long. Its product is annotated as collagen alpha-1(I) chain-like. The transcript has 2 exons. Lineage: Eukaryota; Metazoa; Chordata; Mammalia; Dermoptera; Cynocephalidae. The record is from RefSeq and is a predicted model, not a curated record. The coding region runs from base 1 to 1761 and encodes 586 amino acids.
AUGAUUCCUGCGGGGCUCCGGCGCUGCGGGACUGCGGAGCCGGGGCUCGGGGGGCGCUGCGGCCGCAGCGGGGCCCCGUCACCAUCCGAGGAGCGGCGGCGGCAGCUCGGGCGCCCACUCUGGCCUCAGGACGCCGCCGCGCGACCCGCAGUGCCGCCCCUGGACAGGCGGGGGAGGAGGCUGGGGGGGCGGGGAGGGGGGGAGCGGCUCCGUCCCGGGUCCGGAGGCUGCGAGUGGGUGCAGGGCUGGCCCGGCUCCGCGGCCCCCUUCCCCUCCCCCCCGCCGCCGCGGCGGAGCCUUAGUCAGCGGCCCCCCAUGCCCCCGGGGGCGGCGGCGCCGGGCCGGGAGAGCGUAGCCGCGGCGGGAGCGCCGGCAGCUUCAGCACCGCGGCCAGCGCCGGCCUGGGCAGCACCGCGGCCAGCGCCCGGGCGUGCUCCCCCGGCGCGGGCGGCGAGGGGCGGGCGGCGGGGGCUCGGCCGCCGGGCGGGGGUCCUCGGCGGGGGUCUCUGCAAGGCUUGCUUUAUUGUUCUGCAGCCCGAGCGAGCGGCGGCGGCGGCGGCGGCGGCGGCGGCGGGCGGGGGUCCUCGGGGGGAGGGGUGCGCAGGGAGGGCGGGCGGAGGGAGGGGGCGGGGCAGGGGCUUCGGGGGCGGGGCUCGGCGUUCGGACGGCUCCGGGGCCCGGCCUCGCGAGCCCGCAGCCUCCUCUGCCUGCGGCCGGGCCCAGCCUCUGGCUUUUAAAGCCCAGGAGCGGGGGGAGGGGGAGCGGGGGGAGGGGACAGAGGCCGGCGGAAAUGGCUGCGCAGGGCCGGUGCGGGCCGGGGUCUCCUGGGAGGGGUCCCGGGGAUGCCUGGGCCUCGGCGUGCGGGGAGGUCCCCCGCGCUGCUCGGGGAGUGGCUGCCCAGCGGCCGGCGGCAUCGCCGCGCGCGUGGGGAGAGGUGGAACGGGGCUGGGCCCGCGCGCCCCGCACUCGGGGGCGUUUGGGGAGGUGCGCGAGGCGGGCAGCGGUCGUCUCGGUCCGGCCUGCCUCGCUGGGGGCCUGGAGGCGCGGGAUCUGCGGAGGCGGGUGGGGGAGGCGGGAGACGAAGGAGCGAGUGCUGAGGCAGCGAAAGCGCAGUGUGGGCGCGCGGCGUGCGCCCUGUGCCGCAGUGUCUCCUGCCACUCGGUCACCCGGGCUGACCCCGUGCCCGCUGGAGGGGCCUCCCCGCCCCCGCCUCUCUCCCGUGGGGCGGAUGCGGAGCGCAGCGGCGUCACAGCGAGCAGGCUUUGGAGGGGGAGUGGGACUGCCAUGCCCCUGCUCCAAACUUCGGUUUCACUGGAGGUUUUCCGCCCUUCCGCGCGGCUGCAGCUCCCCCCAGGCGGCUCCGCAACCAGGCGGACAACCCUUCCCGCGGCCGCGCGCCCGGAGUGUGCAGCCGCCAUGACGUCAGGCCCGGCGGCCAAUGGCUGGGCGCGGGGACCCCGGCCGCACAAUGCCGCGCGCGGGCGCAUAUGUCCCCAAUUACGGCCCGGCGCCGCCAUUGUCCCCUCAUCCGCCCCCGCCCGGUCCUUCGGAUCUCCAUGCUGCAAGCGCGCCCCCACGCGGCCAGCUGUCGUUGGGGACCAAGGUCGCAGAGUUGGCCCCGGGGAGGGCCGGGGCGCCGCUGAGCCAGCAGCGCGCACCAAGCGGGGGCGCGCACUCGUCGCUCCACGCGGUGACCUUGUGCGCGGCGGCGCGCCCGGGUCUGCCCGCGCCCAGCCUGGAGGGGGCGGACUCGCCGGCUGA